This is a messenger RNA of Homarus americanus (American lobster), 958 nucleotides long. It is a transcript of the gene vito, whose product is annotated as nucleolar protein 12-like. Gene Ontology annotation, cellular component: nucleolus. Bases 96 to 830 code for a protein of 244 amino acids. The transcript is spliced from 4 exons. NCBI's taxonomy places the organism in Eukaryota, Metazoa, Arthropoda, Malacostraca, Decapoda, Nephropidae. The record is from RefSeq and is a predicted model, not a curated record. Gene Ontology annotation, molecular function: RNA binding.
UUAAUGUUUACAGUCAAGGGAGGAACAACGUGGAGAGAAUUAUUUAACUAUUUUAUUAUUAUCAUUUUAGGUGUUCCCUCAUCCUCCUCACCACAAUGAAAACUGAUCAGAAAAAUAAACCUUUCAAACAUAACAAAAAAUGGAAACCGAAACACCAUAAAAAUAAUCAAUUAAGACCAACAAAUAGACAGAACAAGUUACACAUAAAGUUUGAUCCAGAUGACAGAAGGGAAUAUCUCACAGGGUUCCAGAAGAGGAAGCGAGAGAGACGUGAAAAAGCCCAUAAAAAGAUUGAAGAUGACCUUAAAAUGGAAAUGAAGAAAAUCAGAAAAGAUCGGGUUCAGUUAGUCAAGAAAAUGGUUUAUCAGAAUGAAGAAGUGCCAGAAAGUGAUAAUGAUAAGGAGGAGGAGAGUGAAGAUGAGAAUGUAACUGUUACAAACUGUGGCAAUGCAACUGUUGAAAUAUCUGGGAUUGAUUUGAUCUCUUCCCAGUACCAUAUUGGCACCAAUCAGAUGGACAUAGGUAGUACAAACAUUGAAUCAGCCAGAAAGAAGAGAACCACACUUGAGGAAGGUUCUGGGGAUGAGGAAGAGGAGAUAAAUCAAGAGAAGUUAACUGAGCUUGGCAUUCAUUGUAAGAAAGAUCUGUAUCGCUCUCUCAAGAAGAGCACAUUCCAGAUCAUGAAGAAAAGCAAAUUGAUGAAGAUGAAGCAGGCUAGAGAUGCAAAAAAGCAGAAAAAGGCACAAGCAAGGGUGAAUAAUCACAAAAGAAAGUUGAGAAAUAAGAAGAUGAAGCGCAGACAGACACCAUUCAAGGAACAAGAGGCUUAAUGUCUGAGCUUUGUAUUUGUUUUUUUUAUUAUUAUGUAUAGUACAGUAUAUACUACAGCAUAGAAUGAUUAUAGCUUAAGUAAACCAGAGAUGUUUUUGAGAAGUAAUAAAAGAAACCGACUUUUGUA